UGCACUGCUAACAGCUCGCGAGAUUGCCGUUUCUACUCUGUUUCGGUCGUUUGAAUCCACCGUCCAAAGCUAGGCAGCGCACCAUCCUCCCAUUCCGACUCCCGACUCCCACGCCAACCGCCCACCAGUACAACACAACAGACAAGCUUGUUCACCUGUCUGCUUUGGCCGCGCAAUCAUGGCCGCCGAAUCUUCUUUUGGGGCAGGAGCGCCGAACCUCAACUUAUCCCCCGAAGAGAAGAGAGUCUACGGACUGCUUUUCCGCCAAGCUGAUACCGAGAAUGUGGGAGUGGUAACGGGAGAGAUCGCCGUCCAAUUCUUUGAGAAGACGCGGCUAGACUCGCGCAUACUCGGAGAGGUAUGGCAGAUAGCAGACCGAGAGAAUCGUGGUUUUCUAGAAGCUACUGGCUUCGGCGUCGCACUCCGUCUCAUAGGCCACGCCCAAGCCGGUCGAGAACCGACAUCAGAGCUUGCCCUCCAACAGGGGCCUCUGCCUAAAUUCGAUGGCAUCAACAUCGGUCCCGCCCCUGCCCCCGCGCCGCUGCAGCAGCAAGCCUCCGGCACUGGUCCUAUACGGAUACCGCCUCUGACUCCUGAGAAGGUCUCCCAAUAUGCUGCCAUUUUCGAAAACCAGAGUCUGCAAAAUGGCAUACUACCGGGUGGGCCGGCUAAGACCAUAUUCGAGAAAUCUCAGCUCCCGAAUGAAGUUUUAGGGCGUAUUUGGCAACUAGCAGAUACUGAGCAGAGAGGUGGUCUGGUGCUGACCGAGUUUGUCAUUGCGAUGCAUCUUCUCACUUCUAUGAAGACGGGAGCUCUGCGAGCAUUGCCAAGCAUCCUCCCUGCUCCUCUCUACGAAGCUGCCACGCGACGUGGACCACCGGCUCCAAGACAAAGCCCAACGGUUACGGGCCCCCAAGUAUCUGCCAUACCACGGCAGUUGAGCGGAUCGGCACAACCCCGAACGAGCAGCCCUCUCGGACGACCACCAUUAGGUGCGCAAGGUCUGGGUAUCCCUCCUCAGACAACCGGGAGUGACUGGUUAGUUGCACCGGCGGACAAAGCAAAAUAUGAUCAAUUUUACGCAGACCUGGAUAAGACCAACAAGGGAUUCAUUACCGGAGAGGAAGCUGUCCCUUUCUUAAGUCAAUCAAAGUUAUCUGAGGACGCAUUAGCCCAGGUCUGGGACCUUGCAGAUAUCAAUUCAGAAGGCCGUUUGACUAAAGAUACGUUCGCAGUCGCCAUGUAUCUCAUUCGUCAACAACGCACUAAGGGUGGUCCAUUGCCUACAUCUCUCCCUCCGAAUCUCAUACCUCCGUCUCUCCGAAACCGCAUAGAUCCGUCACCUUUUGCACCCCCUACGUCCUCACCUGCACCUGCGCCUGCGCCUAUUCAACCCCCACCACAACCCAAGUCUGCACUUGAUGAUUUGUUUGGAUUAGAUGCUUCACCCAGUCCCGCUCCUGCAUCCGCUUCACUGUCGCCUCAAGGUACAGGGGUAGCCACCAAAGCCCCUGCAGUCGAAGCAUUUGCUGGUGUGAAAAGCGCAUCCCCUAUCCAGUCGUCGCCAACAGGAAAUACCUUCAAGCCAUUCAUACCAUCUUCCUCAUUUGGUAAAACUUUAACGUCUCAGGACACUGGCGGAUCAGGGACUUCCUCUCAAGCUGCUAGGGGACAGCCAACUAAUAUGGAGGACCUUCUUGGAGAUAAUGACCCUGAGAUCAGUAAGAAGCUAACAAAUGAGACUGCUGAAUUGGCCAACCUGUCAAACCAAAUUGGCUCUUUGUCCAAACAAAUGCAACAGGUUCAGGGACAACGAGGCACAACGCAAAAUGAGAUCAACCAGGCCAGCGAGCAGAAGAGAAACUUUGAGCAACGGCUUUCUCAGCUACGGACUUUAUAUGAGAAAGAAGCCAAGGACGUGCGAACUUUAGAAGAACAGCUCAAGACUAUCCGUGAAGAAACGAGAAAAUUGACGAAUGAAAUGGUCUCUAUCGAUGGGACUUACCAGGAUUUAGUUGGGCAGCACCGACAGCUUUCGCAAGCACUUCAGACUGAUCAACAAGAGAAUGCUAGUUUAAAGCAACGUAUUAGCGCCGUUAAUUCGGAAAUUACGCAACUGAAACCACAGAUUGAAAAGCUCAAGUCUGAAGCUCGACAGCAAAAGGGUCUUGUUGCUAUCAAUAAGAAACAAUUAGCAACAGUCGAGGGCGAACGUGACAAGUUGCAAACCGAGGUUGAUGAUCUCACCAAGAGUAACGAGGAACUGGCCCGUCAAGCCAGCGCUAGCUCACCAGUAGCUGCGCCUGCUCAAGUAGCAAGCCCUACACCGUCUACUCAUUUGAUGAUAUCUUUGGCCCUAGUCCAAGCUCAAGCACGCCACCGCCAGUUACGUCCUUCAAGAAGCAAAACACGGGAAAUUCAUCAGCUAGUGUCGGCUCUUUUGGGACACCCACAGGCUCCUCUCCUACUGCUAGCCGCCAGGGAACAUUGAACAUAGAGGCCACCACGAGCUCAGAAUCCCGACAGCCAGUCUCAGGAUUCCCGCCUCUCAGUGAGACAUCGGAGUCAUCGAUUCCAACACGUCAGACAAUGUCCCCAUUCCCUAAUGCUCUCGAGGCGACUGCAACAGGUCAGAGCGCAACUUCAGUUUCAG
This is a messenger RNA of Xylaria bambusicola, 2653 nucleotides long. RefSeq lists its product as uncharacterized. Gene Ontology annotation, biological process: endocytosis; endosomal transport. Bases 179 to 2491 code for a protein of 770 amino acids. Gene Ontology annotation, cellular component: plasma membrane; cytoplasm. The transcript is spliced from 4 exons. Lineage: Eukaryota; Fungi; Ascomycota; Sordariomycetes; Xylariales; Xylariaceae. The record is from RefSeq and is a predicted model, not a curated record. Gene Ontology annotation, molecular function: calcium ion binding; protein binding.